CCUGGACACUCCUGGCUCGCCCACGGCCUCUGCGGUUUCGCUCUCAAACCUGCAUCCGCUGCCGCCGGGGAAGCCGCGCCGGCCCCAAAUCGCUGGCAAUGCUGACGGCUCCGGGCUGUCGUGUCGGACGUGUUGGGCAGGCCAUCCCUUCUGCAGGGCAUCUCCUGGUCUCCUGGGCCGCGGCAUCGUCAAUUCACUCCCGCACCUCAUUGAGGCCCAAUCGAGACAAGUCAGCCACACCUGCAGGUGCGCCGACAGUCGCAUUCAAAGUCCUUACCUCGUCGCCCCCGUCGAUCCGCACGUCGUAGCCCUGUUGGAUUUACCCGUCCCUUUUCGUUCUGACCUCUUCCACUGGUCAUCUUCGGUCCUGCUCGACCCACUGUGUCAUCCAAUGCCCGACGCCUCCCGCAAUCAUUGCUUGACAGCCACCACCCUCCCCUGCCAACCAACCCCCCCCCCGAGCUUCGAGUCUUUCCCCACGCUAAUUGGUCUUCUCAGCCGUUACUUCUUCUGGACGCUGUCUGUGACUCUGGGUUCCACUAACGUGCAUGCCGAAGGACGUCCAAGCUACCACCUGUACGGCGCCCACCUGAGUUUCACGCUCCGAUUCGGAUACUUUAUCAACGCUCAGCCCAGGAGGCUCCGUCCUGGACAUCAUUCUCUUGGCUUUCUAGCGCACUUGACCUGGACUUAUUCCUUCUUCCCUAUUUGUCAAUUAUUCACUCUUCUCUAA
Molecule: messenger RNA, 733 nt
Organism: Lindgomyces ingoldianus
Lineage: Eukaryota; Fungi; Ascomycota; Dothideomycetes; Pleosporales; Lindgomycetaceae
Exons: 4
Coding region: 392-733 (113 amino acids)
Source: RefSeq, a predicted model, not a curated record